AUGCCGCGCAUCAUCUCCGAGACCAACCUCCAAUCCAUCUUCAAGAGCCUUGGCAGUGUCGAGAGGGUAGUGGACGACUACUUCACGAGCGAGGGUUCCUUUCGGAGCAAAUAUACAACGGCAUGGAAUGAUUCGGCAUUCUCUGGCGAUCGAGAUGAUUCACAGAACGGACAAGAAUUUGCAUAUAACAUUCAAGGCCCCGAUCAGGGUCCCACGUCUCGCCGAAAUUCAGAAGAAGGCGCUCAGCAAUUUCCUCGACCGCCCUCGCGCACGAACAACACCACACCAUUGAACGGCCUGACAGACUACGCUGCCCAGAAUGCAGGCGUCCAGCCAUCGCUCGCACAGCAAGAAGAGGACAACCUACAGCGGGCGAUAGAGGCGUCGCGCCGGGACGUGGCUGGGCUGCCUGAGCUGGACUACCAGGACCAACAAGAGGCCGGUGUUCUAGGCGCAGACGGAACGGCACAACCCCAAUUCGGACCAGCCACCCGGCCUCACUAUGAUUUAGAGUCCUGGAGUUUAGUUCAGUUGUCGGAUCACGCGGUCCCGGCCUCGCAGCGGAAGCGCCAGCCAGAAGCACCCGCGUUCAUUCGAGGCGGUGUGCUUGGGGGGUACUUGACGAUUCUUCACUCGAUACCCACGGCGCGCAACUUGCUCUUGAAGAAAGGCGAGGAGCCGCAGACUUGCGCGCAUUACCCUCAAUGGUGGAACGGUCAAUGGGAGAAUUCGAGUCCUGUUGAAGAUUUUAAAGAAUGUGACGUGGAUAGUCCUUCUUUCAUCGAGAUAGAACUCGAAUUGAAGCGCUUGAUGGCCUUCCUGGACGACACGGAGCGGAGCUAUGCCAGCUGUGAGAAAAUUUCCGAGCAUCUGGGAUCUGCAGUUUUCGGGGAGUUUAACUCAGUUACCGAGAGCUUCAAUUCCUACCUCAACUGGGGCAAUGAAGACACUGAUAUCAAGGAGAAGUUUUGCUCGACGAUUGAGUCGAGAUUGCCUGACGGAGAAGUUCUGGGAAGGUCUAAGUGGUCAUCACUGGUGGCCAGGAACGUGAGAGACGAUAGCCUCAGCCUGUCUACUUUGUAUGAGCUCAUCGAUACGAUACUCUGGGAGAAUUUGUAUGAGAACGACCGGCGUGGGGUCACGUCUGUUUUGGCCGAGACGGCCGACGUGUUCACCAUUUCGGUCAACUCUGAUACAAAUGCAGGGAUUGUCCAGAUUCCCGAAGAGUUUUACCCUGAGAGGUGGCUUGACAGCCGCUUUGAAGAGGCUCUAAAGAUCCAGAAAGGCUUACGAGGCGCACGAAAGAGCUAUCUGGAAGCAUCGAAAGCGAGAAUGAACCUUCCGACAUUCCAUGACCCCGUGGCGGGGACCCGAGUACGAAAGAGAGAAUACCUCGAGAAGACGGAGGGGCGGCUUCAAGCAUACAAAGAUUAUGUUGAGGGACGGGCGCGCUUUCGGACUGUCGCCAACUCGGACUACGAAGUUGAUCGAUAUCCCGACUAUCGCCUAGCCGAGUUCGAGCUUACAGCUGAGGAGACAACCUUACAUGAUAGAGUGGCAAGGGCGGCUGAGUAUUGCAAAUCUGCCGUGGAGCAUCAUGGGAGCCAAACGACCGCGGCCAAUUUGGAGCUCGAGAGGAUCCGGGCCAAGCAGAAGUUCCUCGGGCGUCUCUUGACUGAACCGAACAAACUAGGCCGACCAAAACCGAUGACCUGCAAGAAGUACACCUUACGAGGCAUCGCCACGGAUGAUGCUGUGUACCUGCGUAAAGAGGCAGAUGGCGACCUGAUCGAGCUGGACGAUGUUCAGCCAACAACGGAGAGUCAGUGGUGGCGGCUAGCGCAUGAUGCUAGGAGCAACCCCUAUCCCGUCACGACCGAGUUACUAUCGUUUGACGAAAUGCACAGUCGAGUUUGGACAGACUCCAAGCAACCGAUGAUCGUAUAUUCGACGGACGAAACCACGAAGGAGCAUAGAGAGGCGUUGCCAGCGGCUCUUGGGCGCUUCAUCAAAGUCGACAACAAGGCCUUUCGCCAGGAAUUGCAGCAGGAGGAAACGAUGGAGCGGCAAGGUGAUAUGAUUACGAUGUUUGACUCCACGUCACCGAGCAAGCGCAAGCAUAGGGAAAGUAUAGAUUCGAUGGCUAGCAACCGACCUUCAGUAGGCGGUAGCGAACGCGAUCCAUUCGCCAGCGACUACUCAGAAGCGGACGAGCCAAGUCAGAAGCGGCGCUCGCCGCAUGACGAUGAAGCAUCACCGCCGCUUCCCCAGAGACCCGGGUCAGCACAGCCGAUGGAGCUUACAAUGCCAGUGAUUGAUGGCGUCGAACCAGCGGAGGAAGAACCCGUUACAGAGAUCCACGUCGAUGAGAAGACUAUACAGUCGACCAACUCCAAGCCGCCCGAGAUGCAGGAGAGGCAGCAACCCGGGACCGUUACUCAAUUCCUCAGCACUGACGGGGACAAGACGCCGGCUGGAGGGCAGCAAGAUCAGGUGCGAAUGGACCUACUUUGA
This is a messenger RNA of Emericellopsis cladophorae, 2514 nucleotides long. Its product is annotated as ubiquitin interaction motif protein. Lineage: Eukaryota; Fungi; Ascomycota; Sordariomycetes; Hypocreales; Bionectriaceae. The transcript is spliced from 6 exons. The record is from RefSeq and is a predicted model, not a curated record. The coding region runs from base 1 to 2514 and encodes 837 amino acids. Gene Ontology annotation, biological process: protein deubiquitination. Gene Ontology annotation, cellular component: nucleus; cytosol.